Messenger RNA from Lepisosteus oculatus (spotted gar), 2428 nucleotides. RefSeq names its product OTU domain-containing protein 1. NCBI's taxonomy places the organism in Eukaryota, Metazoa, Chordata, Actinopteri, Semionotiformes, Lepisosteidae. The record is from RefSeq and is a predicted model, not a curated record. Gene Ontology annotation, molecular function: cysteine-type deubiquitinase activity. Gene Ontology annotation, biological process: protein K63-linked deubiquitination.
GGGGGGACUCUGUUAUAAGAGGAUAUGAAGAGAGCCGGGGUCCGGUUACAUUGUUCCGGGCUAUAAUUAGCGGAGCUCAGCGCUGACGCAAGAUGGCUAAAGUUGGAUCUUCUGUGUGUGACAGCGGGAAUUAGGAUCAGGAGCGCCGCAGGAAUAACUUCACGGCCCGGACUGCGAUGAGUGAUGACACUGGCUAUUUUUGAGCGGCGGGAUAAUCGCGUGUGGCUACCUGGGACCUCGGCGUUUCAUAUAUAAAGGGUGCGCGGUUGGGAAAAAAAUGCAGCUCUACAGCAGCGCGUUGACACAUUACCCCGGGUCGUCCUGCAAAGUUUCGAUUCCCAUUGCAAAUAUUGACGGUAACGCGCCAGCGACUGCGACUGCAAACACCGUUGCCGCGAGUAACGCUGAUUAUCAAAUUCCUGCACACGGAGUGGAGGAGACGGGGGCUACGACUGCGCCUGCCGCGAAGAUGCCUGCCUUUUCCUGUUAUGAACCAGUUCCCAGCUCGGCGAGCAAGCCGAGCUACUACACUUCCACCGCUCAGAUCCUGGUUACCAAGCCCGGUGGGGUGGAGAGGUUCAUGCCAGUCCAGAUUAUGAAGGACUCCCGACGUGGCGCAGUAGACCUCUCCGGAACAUACUUCGCUAGUCCGGCAAGCUCGCCGGUUCUGGACGCGAAGGGCUCCUGCUCGCCCAGCGCCCUGUGGCUGGGGGACUUAAUCGACACGAUGAACGGCGAACUGGGCGCGCUGGACGAAUACCAGAAGGUCCUGGAGCACAACAUGAUCAGCUUCGACAGGAAAGCGGACGGAAAGCGUUUCACGAAGGGCAGCGCCCUGAGUGGUCUGGACCACGAGUGGCACCAGAGCGCCUGCUCUCCGGGCGAGGGUCCCCACGACGCCGAGGCGCCCGACACGCUUUUGAACGACAGGGUGUCAAACGCCUGCGAGGAUUUGGCGUCUCCAGAAGCUCGGCUUGUUGGCCGGCGUUGCCAGGAGAGCACGGAGCCCGCUGGCACAGACCUUGCCGGGGAAGCGCCAGGCGACAGCCUCCUUCAGCCCUCCGCCCCCGGCGUGGGGGGCAGCCGAGGUGAGAAAAACGAGCAGGUGGCACACUAUCUCGCCGAGGUGGAGAAGCAGAACAAGUAUCUCCAGGAGAGGGAAAAGUACAGGUUCCACGUCAUACCCGACGGGAACUGCCUGUACAGGGCUGUGAGCAAAGCAGUGUACGGCAACCAGUCGGCGCACAAAGAGCUGCGGGAGCAGACGAUGCACCACAUCGCGGAUCACCUGGACGAGUUCUGCCCCAUCAUCGAAGGCGACGUGGGCGAGUUCUUGAUCAACGCCGCCCAGGACGGCGCCUGGGCUGGGUAUCCGGAGCUGCUCGCCAUGGGCCAGAUGCUGAACAUCAACAUCCACCUCACUACCGGGGGCAGCGUGGAGAGCCCCACCGUGUCCACCAUGGUCCACUACCUGGGCGACGAGGACCCCUCUAGGCCGAGCAUCUGGCUAAGCUGGCUCAGCAACGGACACUACGACGCCUUAUUUGACCGGCCCCUACCCAACCCGGAGUACGAGAGCUGGAGCAGGCAGGCGCAGGUCCAGAGGAAACGGGACGAAGAACUGGCCAAGUCUAUGGCGGCGUCUCUGUCCAAAAUGUACAUCGAGCAGAAUGGAUCUACGUGACCUGCUCUUAGGGUUCCGAGAUGGCGUACCGUACAAUUGUGCGUUCUGUCCGAAACCGAAAUGUAUGUUUCUGAAAUAGGGCACCUUAAUCACAGUUUGAUGGCACUUUAAAACGCAUGCAACAUGCCGUACAGAAAUUGCCUUAAUUUAUUUUUUUCUAAACCGAAUGUUUUUAAUGCAUUCACGUGGAGCUACUGAAGGUUGCGGUGCACCUGCGUGUUGUAUAGAUUUUUUUAUCAUUAUUUUUGUAUGGAAGUGCUGAAUUUAUAUCCACAAGUCGGAUUCCUUACGUUGUGCGUAGAGGUCGCAAAGAAAGAAGUUUACAUUACUGUGUUACUAGUACCAGUCCUGUACUAGAGAAUAAAGCACAGGACUGAAGUUUGGGAAGAGAAAGAACAGUUUUUUGACAACUUAUUUUUCAGGUGUGCGAAAUUAUAUAUGUGUACAUUUAUAAACUUUAUACACUUAACCGCUGAUUGGUAAUUGCGUAAUGAGUCUAUUUAAUUGCCUUUUUGUGUUUUGCUGGGUCGAACACUUGUUUUGCUGCAAGAUCAUUCUAUUCCAGGCUGUUUGCUUGUCUUGAAAGCGCGGUAUUUUGUAUCGAAGAUCUGAAUCUUAUUUUUUUAAAUACUAUUUUUUUUUCUAAGUAGAUUGCUGGAUCGGAGACGUACCAUUGUAAGACUGAAAGUUUUGUUUCGUGGCUGCAUUAUCAUUUUGAAGUAAAGGUUUAAUUUUUCUGGACGA